CUCGUCAGUCCUCCUCCUUCUGCUCCGCUCCUCUUCUACCCGCCCCACACUCCCGUUUCCGCAUUCAUCCUUGAGUGGCUGGUGGGAACGUGCGGAGAGAGGGAAAGACGCCAGAAGCCAGAGAGGUGUGGGAAAAACGAAAACAGGCUGCCAAACCAGGGCAUUCCUUCCAAUUUUAAAAGGACGUCUGCUGACGUUAGUUAAACUUAACAUUCUUUCAUGUGUCACAUUUUACUUUGGAAACAAAAAUGAACUUCGCGGAGGCAGAAGACUCGAAGAGAUACUGCAUUAAAACGAGACAUGUGGCCAUUAUCUGCGCGGUGGUGGUGGGUGUAGGAUUGAUAGUAGGACUUUCCGUGGGCUUGACCAGAUCGUGUGGCCCUACGGAAGACGGCUCUACCCAGGGUCCUCCCACGGCGAGCUCUACCCAGGGUCCUCCCACGGCGAGCUCUACCCAGGGUCCUCCCACGGCGAGCUCUACCCAGGGUCCUCCCACGGCGAACCCUCCCCAGGACCAGGGGGUCUGCCCUGCCAGUGACGAUGAAAGUGGAGCCUGGAAGAAUUUCAGGCUGCCGGACUUCAUCAACCCGAUGCACUACGACCUGGAGAUGAAGCCCGUGUUGGAGGAGGACACGUACACGGGCAGUGUGACCAUCACCAUCAACGUGAGUGCGUCCACCCGGCACUUGUGGCUGCACCUCCGGGAGACCAAGAUCAGCCGGCUCCCGGUGCUGAAGCGGCGCUCCGGGGCGCAGGUGCGAGUCCGGCGGUGCUUCGAGUACGCGAAGCAGGAGUAUGUGGUGCUGGAGGCAGAGGAAGAGCUCGCCCCCAGCGGGGCCGAGGAUCCCUACCUCCUGACCAUGGAGUUUGCUGGCUGGCUGAACGGCUCGCUCGUGGGAUUUUAUAGAACGACGUACGUGGAGAAAGGACAAAUCAAGAGCAUAGCAGCCACUGAUCAUGAACCAACAGAUGCCAGGAAAUCCUUCCCGUGUUUUGAUGAGCCCAACAAAAAGGCAACUUACACAAUAUCUAUCAUCCACCCCAAAGACUAUAAGGCACUUUCAAAUAUGCCAGUGGAGAAAGAAGAAUCAGUCGAUGAUAAAUGGAAUCGAACAACUUUCCAGAAGUCUGUCCCCAUGAGCACUUACCUGGUGUGCUUUGCUGUGCAUCAGUUUCACGCCGUAGAGAGAAAGUCAAACAGGGGAAUACCUCUCACUAUAUAUGUCCAGCCAGAACAAAAGCACACAGCUGAAUAUGCUGCGGACAUAACUAAAAGUGUGUUUGAUUAUUUUGAAGUAUACUUUGGUAUGGAGUAUGCUCUUCCUAAAUUAGAUAAAAUCGCUAUUCCAGACUUUGGCACUGGAGCUAUGGAGAACUGGGGACUCAUCACAUACAGAGAAGCGAACCUGCUAUAUGACCCCCAGGAAUCAGCCUCAUCAAACAAGCAGAGGGUGGCCAGUGUGGUUGCCCAUGAACUUGUGCAUCAGUGGUUUGGAAAUACUGUGACCAUGGAAUGGUGGGAAGACUUGUGGCUAAAUGAAGGAUUUGCUUCCUUCUUUGAGUUCCUGGGAGUAAACCAUGCAGAAAAAGAAUGGCAAAUGCGGGACCAGAUGUUGCUUGAAGAUGUACUUCCCGUUCAAGAGGAUGAUAGUUUGAUGUCUUCACACCCAAUUGUUGUCACUGUGACAACUCCUGAUGAAAUAACGUCUGUUUUUGAUGGAAUAUCCUAUAGCAAGGGAGCUUCCAUUCUGAGAAUGCUUGAAGACUGGAUGACACCAGAGAAAUUUCAAAAAGGAUGUCAGAUUUACUUGGAAAAAUACAAAUUUAUGAAUGCAAAAACUUCAGACUUUUGGAGAGCACUUGAAGAGGCAAGUAAUCUACCAGUGACAGAAGUAAUGGACACCUGGACCAAACAGAUGGGGUAUCCUGUACUUAAUGUGAAAGAUAUGAGGAGCAUCACACAGAAACGCUUUCUAUUGGAUCCAAAAGCUAAUGCUUCUCUACCACAUUCAGUUCUUGGGUACACAUGGAAUAUUCCAGUUAAAUGGACUGAAGAUGAUGUGUCAAAUAUUACAUUCUACAAUAGGUCAGAAACAGGAGGAAUCACUUUGAACCCUUCUAAUCCUAGUGGAAAUGCUUUUCUCAAAAUAAACCCAGAUCAUAUUGGGUUUUAUCGUGUAAAUUAUGAAGAACCAACUUGGUACAGGAUAGCUACCGAUCUUUCUUCCAACAACAUGGGAUUUUCUUCUGCUGAUCGUGCAAGUUUUAUUGAUGAUGCUUUUGCCUUGGCAAGAGCUGAUCUUCUAGAUUAUAAGGUGGCCCUGAACUUGACCAAGUAUCUCCAAAUGGAAAAGGAUUUUUUACCAUGGCAGAGAGUCAUUUCAGCUAUAACCUACAUCAUUAGCAUGUUUGAAGAUGAUAAAGAGCUAUAUCCUUUGAUUGAGGAAUACUUCAGGAAUCAAGUGAAGCCCAUUGCAGAUUCCCUGGCAUGGAAUGAUACUGGAGACCACCUCACAAAGUUACUCCGUGCCUCUGUGUUGGGACUUGCGUGCAAGAUGGGAGACAGAGACGCCUUGGACAAUGCCUCUUGGUUAUUUCAGCAGUGGCUAAAUGGGACUGGAAGUGUUCCUGUAAAUCUCAGACUUCUGGUAUAUCGGUAUGGAAUGCAGAACAUUGGCAAUGAGGCUUCAUGGAACUACACUCUUGAUCAAUACCAGAAGACAUCGUUAGCUCAAGAAAAAGAAAAACUGCUGUAUGGGUUAGCAUCAGUGAAGGAUGUUACUCUUUUGUCGAGGUAUUUGGAUUUACUGAAGGACUCAAACCUUAUUAAAACUCAGGAUGUGUUUACAGUCAUCCGAUAUAUCUCAUAUAACAGCUAUGGGAAGACCAUGGCCUGGAACUGGAUACAACUCAACUGGGAAUAUCUAGUCAACAGAUACACACUCAAUGACAGAAACCUUGGUCGGAUUGUCACGAUAGCAGAGCCAUUCAACACUGAACUACAGCUCUGGCAGAUAGAGAGCUUUUUCAAAAAAUAUCCAGAAGCUGGAGCAGGAGAAAAACCUAGGGAGCAGGUUCUGGAAACAGUGAAAAACAAUAUUGAGUGGCUAAAGCAAAAUAGAGAGAGUAUAAGAGAAUGGUUUGUUAAUUUACCUAGAAAUAGUUAAUGCGUUCAAAUAUCACAUUUUAAUUUUGUAAAUCUAUUGUUUCUGCUAUUAGUCAUCUGGUGGCCUAAUUCAUAAGCACUGUGGAGGGAAUCUUAUACAUAGACACUGCUUUUGCUAAGCAUUAUGUUUUAUGUCUUACAAAGCUCUAAAAUUGUUUGUCUUUGUUUAUGAAGGAAGAUACUAAUAGAGUAGUUAAUGUACUCAGGGAUUUCUUCUAAGUGUUUCUUCUUCAUAGGAGAUUCUUCACAAACUGAAGAGAAUUUAAUAGCCAUUUUUAUGUCUUUAAAUACCAUUCUUUGUAUGUUAAAUCUGUGAAAAUAGAACAAUUUGGUCUUAGCUUUACAUUUUUAGUACCAAAGAAACACCACUAAUCUUUUCUCUUGAUUGAUUUUUAAUGUUUAGAUAGCAGUACUUGAGGGACCAAUAUUACCAUUUUAAUCUUUAUUUUACUAUUCAGAAUUACACAGAUCUAAUAUCAUUUUAUUCACAUAUGUCUUAUUCCUUUAAAUCCUACCAAAGUAACUGGGCUUAAAUUUUACUCAAGGAUUGUAUGAAUUAGCCCCCCAAAAUGGCUGACUGUUGCCAUUGCUUUUAUAAAAUCAACAAAAGAACUCUCCUCUCCUUUUUAAAAUAAAUCUGAAUGAUUACCUUGAAAAAAUA
Messenger RNA from Hipposideros armiger (great roundleaf bat), 3827 nucleotides. It is a transcript of the gene ENPEP, whose product is annotated as glutamyl aminopeptidase. Gene Ontology annotation, cellular component: plasma membrane; cytoplasm. Gene Ontology annotation, biological process: peptide catabolic process; regulation of blood pressure; proteolysis. Lineage: Eukaryota; Metazoa; Chordata; Mammalia; Chiroptera; Hipposideridae. The coding region runs from base 249 to 3167 and encodes 972 amino acids. Gene Ontology annotation, molecular function: zinc ion binding; peptide binding; metalloaminopeptidase activity. The transcript is spliced from 20 exons. The record is from RefSeq and is a predicted model, not a curated record.